Molecule: messenger RNA, 2541 nt
Organism: Lindgomyces ingoldianus
Lineage: Eukaryota; Fungi; Ascomycota; Dothideomycetes; Pleosporales; Lindgomycetaceae
Exons: 2
Coding region: 275-2431 (718 amino acids)
Source: RefSeq, a predicted model, not a curated record
UUAAGGUCCUCGCUGUUCCCCACGCUCGCUGCCCACUGCAACUCCCCAGCCAUUUUUGACACUCAUUUUGGCCGGUUGAGGCUUUACCAUUCUGUCAUUGUGUAUCGGUUUAUCGCGGUAUCGACUUGGUUGCUUUCACUGUUGCCACGGCCACCGCCCUUGACCUGUAUCAAGCUCCAAACUUCACCACCAUCACGUCGCGUCCUGCCCCCAGCGUCGUCCCCUCUUCUUUCACAUUCCUGAUUGCCUUGCCCUAUUCGUUCUCGCCGUCGCUAUGCCUCCCCACGCAGCCAUGGCCGACCGCGAGAGUCCUCCUGCCACGCCGCGCCGCCGCAACUCGCACUCAAGGCCCGCCACGGCUUGGGUUGGUGGACAGCGUCGCCGCUUGGUUCGUCGGUCGGGCCUUCCCCGCAGCAGGACCACGCCUGCCUUCACUGGUCUGUCUGCUGGUCCAGCUUCUCCGGCUGUCGUUUCCGCCCUCAUCGACAGCCUCGAUAACCUAGCCUCGGCAUCUACGCCUGCCCAUGCCGCCAGCCCCACACCAACGCUCAGCACGCUGUCGCUCGCAGAAUCCCCAGCCUCGAGCCAGAAGAAGAAGAAGACCACAUGGUUCGGAGGCAAAGAGCGUGCCGCGGGUUCCUCGGAUCCUCUGCCGCCUUCACCGCUUCCCGAAACCUCAGUCUAUAACAUCAGUAAGAAGGCUGGCCUCAUACUGGGUUUAGAUGUUGAUGUUGACGACUGUGGUGAAGAUCAGGGCACUCAAGGCCACGGCACUGGGUCUGGUAUUGGAACCGAACAUGGCAACCCGGAGUACCACACUAUGAUGAAAGACUUGAAUGCCGAAGAUAUUGCUCACGAGCUAGAGAAAAAGACCGACGAUGCUACCAGGCAGACGAGGUUCAAGGAAGAGGGUCUGUCUCCCAAUGACCAGCCCGCCCAGACUGUCGCUGCCAGUGCCACCCCGAGGGGCCUGAAGCUGCUAAACUUGAAGGCCGGAAACUCGAAGGCGGCGAAGCUGCUGGGUCUUGUGUCUUCACUCUCUCGCUCCAAGAGCACCGAGCAGCUUACAGGCUCCCCGCAUCCACCAAGCCCCAGUAGACAAGACGUUGACAUGGAUCACAACAGUGACGCAGGCCACGCUACGACACCUCCGAGGCCAAUCCCAGGCGCCAGGAACAGCGGCCGCCGAAAGGGCAAAAAGAAAGGUCCGAAGGAGCUCCACAUGAUGCCGCCCAUAAAAGAAGCUAGCGACGACGGCAUCGUGUCUCAAGAGGAAGAAGGCCCUAUUGCACAGCCGUUGAUGGCCGCGAAUCCCCUACUCGCCCCGGAUAUCGAUGAAGACGAUGAGGAGGAGCCUUCAUCGGAGGACCAAUCCGACGAUGUUUUCGAGGAUGUCGAUGACGGUCAGGCAGAAGAGGUAUUCCCUCUCUCCCUUGAGGGCAAGAGCCCGUUCAAUCGACGACUCACCAAGUACCAGAAGAGUGGACGUCGAGCGCCCGAGAUGGUUCAAGUCAAAAGCCCCCUCCAGGACCUUGAGCGUAUGCUUCUUGAUAACACAGAGAGGAAAAUGAGGAUGGAUACUAACGCGGCUCGACUUCACGGAGAGCAUGCUAAGCUGAAGAAUGAUUUGAAGGCGAUCAAGCGGCGUAGCACCACUAGCACCACUGCGGAUGAUGUAUACAAUGUGGGGAUGUAUCAGUAUGCUAACGAUCGUGGCGUUCCAGAUGACGACGUAGAUUCUUACGACAUUAGCAUCGCCAACAGCAUCGACGUCGACGAGAAACCAACUAUUCAAAUUGCUCGGAUAGCCACGUUCACUCGGAUUGUCCCGGGAAUGGUCAAGCUUGUUAGUAUUCCAGCAAUGAAGACCAACUGCAGCAUGCUUCAAGCCACCCAGUCAAUUCUGCCAAAACGAGAACGCAUGAAAUUUGAGAUGGUGAAUGAUAAUAUUGGGGUAUUUCUUUCUGAUCAUAUCUCCCACAACCGAAAUGUCUCCACCUCUCAGCCAGAUCUCAUCGAGAAGAAGGACAAGUUUCCGAAGGAAGGAUAUCGCAAACCGACUGAGGAUUGGGUCAACGAGUACCGCACUAUCGAUCUGCGCCCUCUAUCAAUGCGCAUUGAUCCCGCAGUUCUCGCGGACCAGAACCUCGAUCGGCCUCCAACUCCCCCGCCAAAGGAUAUAUCGAAGAAUCCGCUAGGUAUCCAAAAUAAUCAAAAGCACUACUGCAUCGUAAGCGGCCAUGUCUUCAUGCAAAUCAAACUUUGGCAUGCCAGAGGUGGGGUCGCUGCUAUCAAAUGCGAACAAUGCAAAGUUAAGGAGGUGGCUUUGGUUUGCGAAGUUCGGGUUUGUGGUCUUGGGCUUUGCUACAACUGCGCCAUCGCGAUGCAGGCGGAGUGGGAGGGCAGGGCUGUGGCUAGUUGGGAGGAGUGAUCCUUUGGUCAGGCCGCCACAAAUCAGGGAAGUGCUAAAUGGCCGUAAUGUAUUUUGGAGGCGAAGAUGCCGUGGAUUGAACAGUCACAUGAUCUCCACUGUCAAUGUAG